Molecule: messenger RNA, 2102 nt
Organism: Aedes aegypti (yellow fever mosquito)
Lineage: Eukaryota; Metazoa; Arthropoda; Insecta; Diptera; Culicidae
Product: solute carrier family 22 member 21
Exons: 8
Coding region: 329-2050 (573 amino acids)
Biological process (GO): transmembrane transport
Cellular component (GO): membrane
Molecular function (GO): transmembrane transporter activity
Source: RefSeq, a predicted model, not a curated record
UACUCGCGCUACCGCUGUCAUAUUUCACUUUUAAUAAGAUAAUGGCGUCAAGCCUUGUUAAGAGUUCUACUGUCGUCUUGAACUCGGUGGCGGCAUAUUUGUGCAGCCGAUCCAGGAGUUCACCAGAUCAUUGGGUCGGCAGAUUUUGCGUGACAUUGGUCCGGUACGGUAGCUGCUCCCAGGUGGAGCUCGAUCGCGGUCUCGUGAGAAGUUCUUGUACCUGUAGCUCUCGCCUUAGCUCUUAGGUCUCUGGACCGUGAGGAAGGAAAGUACUAUUGCGAUCUCAUCUCACGUUGAAGCAAACGACGACGCCGAAGACUGCCUCACGAUGGAUGCGGAUGAUACUGUUUUCGAUGGAAUCCUGGAAAAGGUAGGAAACGAUGGCCGGUUUCAGCGCCGUUUUAACCUCAUCUUCAACAUGGGAGCGAUUAUUUUCGCUUCGAUGUCUUACAUGAGCAUCAUUUUGGCAUUGAAUAAACCUCCGCACAACUGCCACGUGCCGGGAAUGGAACGGUUCAACAUCAGCGAUGCGGAAAUGUGGAAAAAUUUGACAUUGCCAAGGGAGGAAGACAACAAAGGUGUACUCAGCUACAGUAAAUGUCAGAUGUACAAUGUGACUGAGGCUCACCUUCAGGUGCACUAUAGCGAAUGGAAUUUCCAGGAUUCCGACAUUAUUAAUUGUGCCUAUGGAUACGAUUAUGACAGGACGUACUACGACCGAACACCAAUUACCGAGCACGAUUGGAUCUGCGACAAGGGUUUCCGGGAGACAAACAUAUUCGUAUACAAUCGCUUCGGUGAACUGAUUGGAACGUUCAUCUUCGGUCAGCUGGGCGACACUCUCGGCCGGCGACCGGUGUUCUUUUUCAGCGUGUUGAUAAUCACCGCCGGGCGACUAAUCUCUAUGUUCACGGCAUCGAUCUACGUCGUGUUCUGCAUGGCCGCUGUAUUGGGCUCCCUCACGUCAAACUCAAUUUUCCAGGCUCCACUCAUCAUCGCUAUGGAAGUAUCGAAAAGCGAACGACGUGGUUACAUUAGCAUGAUGCAAUGUAUCGGAUGGACGACGGGCUUGUGCAUCCUACCGAUGGUCUUCUGGGCUACGCGGGAUUGGUUCUGGGCGCUGAUGUUUACCACCAUUCCGAUUUUCCUGUUUAUCUUCAUUCCGCAAUAUUUGAUUGAGUCCCCCCGGUGGCUCGCAACCCGAGGACACUACAAGCGAUCGAUGGGCGAGCUGCGGAAGAUUGCCAACGUCAACGGGAUCCGGCAGCUGCCGUUCGACGAACGCUCGUUGGAGAAAAUGCUUUCGCACCGCAAAGUGGAAACCGUUUACGGCAUGGCGUCCCUUUUCAGUGGCUGGCGGAUGGCGAAAAAUACCAUCUUCUGUGUGAUGUGCUGGAUCGUUGCCAGCAUAACAUACUUCACUCUGGUGCUUCUGAGUUCCCGAUUGGACGGCAAUCCUUUCCUUAAUUUCCUAUUUCAGAGUGCCAUCGAGCUUCCCGCGUACAAAAUUGGCCAAAUUCUUUCGGACAACCUGGGCCGACGAGCAUCCAACUCUCUUGCAUUCCUGACUGCAACGAUCAUCUGCAUACCGAUUGUGCUCAUCAUUCGCAAUGCCGAGUACGAAUCCAUGGCCAUAGCGCUAUCGAUUGCCAUCAAGUUCUGCGUCAGCAUAAACUUCUUCGCCGUCAACCUUCAAUCUAUCGAAAUCUACCCAACAUGUUUGCGGCAGACGGGUCUUGCGUUUGCAGCUAUUAUGGCAAAUUUGUUCGGCAUUUUUGGACCCUACGUGGUCUACUUGGGGACGGAGUACGACGUACGAUAUCCAUUCGUAGUAAUUGGACUGAUGUCAGCACUGGGAGCUACAUGCGCAUCGUUCUUACCCGAAACGCUGCAUCAAUCACUGCCAGAAACUAUUGAACAAGCCCAGAAGUUCGGGAAAACCCAAAAGUUUUGGUCACUGCCGAAAAAACCUAGAACCGAAGGUGUCGAGAUAGGACAGGAGAUGGAAGAGGGUGUGAGACUUAAAGACGCUGACGAUGAUAUCCGGUAGCUUAAGAUGGUGUAAAUAAAGGUUCACCCUGAUUUUUGUUUUCAUAAUAAAA